Perognathus longimembris pacificus (Pacific pocket mouse) is the source of this 1149-nucleotide messenger RNA. It is a transcript of the gene Mrpl16, whose product is annotated as mitochondrial ribosomal protein L16. Gene Ontology annotation, molecular function: rRNA binding; structural constituent of ribosome. Lineage: Eukaryota; Metazoa; Chordata; Mammalia; Rodentia; Heteromyidae. Gene Ontology annotation, cellular component: ribosome; mitochondrial large ribosomal subunit. The record is from RefSeq and is a predicted model, not a curated record. The transcript has 4 exons. Gene Ontology annotation, biological process: mitochondrial translation. Bases 87 to 842 code for a protein of 251 amino acids.
AAGCGGCGUCCUCAGGAGCUUCCGGCCGGGCACCGCAGCGCCUGGCUGGAGUGCAGGAGGCCGGGCUUGGCUGCACGCGGGUCGUUAUGUGGCGCUGGCUGGCUCGCGCCAGUGCGCCGCUCCUGCGGGUGCCUUGGUCAGAUUCUUGGACAGCCGCUCCCGCCAGUGCGGGCCUCAAGACGCUGCUUCCGGUGCCAUCUUUUGAAGAUGUUUCUAUUCCCGAAAAACCCAAGCUUAAAUUUGUUGAAAGGGCACCACUUGUUCCAAAAGUAAGAAGAGAACCUAGAAACUUGAAAGACAUUCGGGGACCUUCCACUGAGGCUACUGAAUUCACAGAAGGCAAUUUUGCGAUUUUGGCACUGGGAGGUGGUUACCUCCGUUGGGGCCAUUUUGAAAUGAUGCGCCUCACCAUCAACCGCUCUUUGGACCCAAAGAACAUGUUUGCUAUCUGGCGAGUCCCAGCCCCGUUCAAGCCCAUCACCCGCAAAAGUGUCGGGCAGCGCAUGGGGGGAGGCAAAGGCGCCAUUGAUCACUACGUGACCCCCGUGAAGACUGGCCGCCUCAUAGUAGAGAUGGGGGGGCGCUGUGAAUUUGAAGAGGUGGAAGGUUUCCUGAACCAGGUUGCCCACAAGUUGCCCUUCCCAGCGAAGGCCGUGAGCCGCCAGACUCUGGAGAGGAUGCGGGAACUUCAAAAGGAAAAAGAACAAAACAACCAAAACCCCUGGACCUUUGAGCGCAUCGUCACCGCCAACAUGAUGGGCAUCCGGAAAGUGUUAAGCCCAUAUGACCUAACCCAGAAGGGGCGUUACUGGGGCAAGUUCUACCUGCCCAAACGCAUUUAGCAAGAGCACCACAAUGCCAGAGAAGGAGUCUGCGUUCCUACUCUCAGCCUGCCUUUAUCAUCUUGGGGUGCCACAAAUGUGGUUUUCUUUUGGGGAAGGUACUAGGGCUUUGAACUCAGAGCCCACCAAGCCUCCUACAUUUUUUAUUAAAAUUUGAAUACUGCCUCAGGGUCUAACCACUCACUAUUUGCUUACCCUUCAGAAAUGGAGAAUGAUUGGUGAGAGCUCUUGGUUCUUCUGGGUUAUAAAAUAAAUGUCUUGGGGCUGAGGAUAUGGCCUAGUGGCAAGAGUGCUUGCCUCGUAUACA